AUGUCCGAGUCAGCGGUAGCCGAGACCACAUAUUUCCACACCCUCAAUGCGCGGCCAUACUUCUUUCCCCUGGAAACUCGCGACGGGCGGCUCGCAGAUGUAAUCUCACAAUUGAUGAAGCUGCCUGCGGAAAUCCGAUGGGAAGUCUUUGCACACGCUUUCAAUGGUAACCGGGUCGCCGUGACCGCAAAGUCGGGCUGCUACUGCUUCUCGGACGCGACGGGGCCUUACCGCGCAGACCACCAGUGGCUGCUGAGGUCUGCGCCGCCAGGCCAAGUGAGACGUGAGGCUCAGCAUGUCUUUAUCCAGAUGGCCAUGUGGGAGCUCCAUUGCCAGCAAGCGCUGCACUCGUUCGUGAACAGGAUGAACGCCCUGCACAGUCUGAGCCACGUGCGCCACGUGCGACUGAAUGUCUUUGAACUCGAGGCGACGUGGGAACUCAACCUGGACAAAUUCCCCAAUCUACAGACGGCGACGUUCGCGCCGAACCCCAAGGGCUGGACGAUCACCAUUCCCGAGCAGGCGGGCUCGGACCAGCUCUCGGACGCGAAUGUCAUGUUGCACGUGUGGCAGGUGCUGGAGUCCAGGGAUGGAUACGGCCCGGUGCUGGAGGCAUUCAACCAGAAGACCCGCCGCCGCGCCUAUAGCAUGUUCUUCGUCUUCCCCAUCCAGUUCCACUUGGCAGAAACAUCGCGGGACGGGUCGCCCCGAUGGCAAUUGAGUGUCUGGAGAGCGAAUAUGGAUACCGGGACGAUCGAGCGCAACUGGCGAGAGGUUCAUCUUGUUCAGGAAGCGACGCUGGAUUGA
Fonsecaea nubica is the source of this 807-nucleotide messenger RNA. RefSeq lists its product as hypothetical. NCBI's taxonomy places the organism in Eukaryota, Fungi, Ascomycota, Eurotiomycetes, Chaetothyriales, Herpotrichiellaceae. The coding region runs from base 1 to 807 and encodes 268 amino acids. The transcript has a single exon. The record is from RefSeq and is a predicted model, not a curated record.